Molecule: messenger RNA, 678 nt
Organism: Hibiscus syriacus
Lineage: Eukaryota; Viridiplantae; Streptophyta; Magnoliopsida; Malvales; Malvaceae
Exons: 3
Coding region: 1-678 (225 amino acids)
Source: RefSeq, a predicted model, not a curated record
AUGUCUCAUUUGCUUAAUGUUGUUGCUUGUAAUGGCCUAAUCCGGUUUCAUCCUAAAUGCAAACGUGUCUCCCUCACCCAUCUUAGUUUUGCUGACGAAUUGCUUAUUUUCUGUUAUGGUGACGAGAGCUCUAUUUUGGGUGUUGUUGAGGUUUUGGAGAUUUUCUAUGAUUUGUCUGGUCUUCAGCUUAAUACUGGUAAAUAUGAACUGUUUGCUUGUGGGGUACAAAAUGAUAUCUUAAGUAGGAUGCUGGCAGUAACUGGAUUUAAAUUAGGAAGACUCCCUGUUAGGUACCUUGGGGUGCCUUUAGUCACUAGAAAAUUAGCUGUCAAGGAUUGCAUUCCUUUGAUUGAUAAUAUUAGAAGUAAACUGAACAUAUGGCAGCUGGUUCUGCCAAAUGAGGUCAUUAGGCAGGUUGAGCAGUUUUGUAUGAGAUUUUUUUGGAAGGGUGGUGACAUUCCUACUAGGGGGAACAUCUUAGCUAAUGCAUGGUCACUUUGGGUGGUCUGGAUCAAAGAAUAUGCUAUGAAGGAGACUGCUUACUGGGAAGUCAGUCCUAAACCUCAGUUUAACUGGAUUUUAAGAAAACUGCUUAAGCUUAGGAAUAAAGCUGUUGUCUUAUUUGGUAGUAUAGUGGACUGGAAUAUGGUUAAAAGUAAAUGGGUGUGGGAAAGUUAA